CUCUCUCUCCGCGCCCAUGUCCGCCGCCCUCCUAACUCCUCCUGUUGGCGUCGCAGAUCCUCUUCAUGCACGGCUUCAAGAAGUUGUACAACUCCAACAAGCCGGUGAUCGUCGACGCGCUCAACUCGCUCGACCUACUGCGCCCGCGCCGCGCCACAGUCAGCAUCAACGCCGUGGCGCCCCCGCCGGGCGCCGCGGGCCCCUCCGCGGCCCUGCUCUCCACAGAGGCCGUGAAGCGCGACAUCCAGGACCUCGGCUGGCGCGAGUGCCCCGUCGGCUCCGUCCUCUCCGUCCACGCCGGGGCGGCCGCCUCCUCCCCCGUGCCGCUCGCCACCAUCCGCCCGGGCUCCGCGGCCGUCGUCCAGCGCGUCUCCCCUCCGAGCACACUCAGCGCCUCCUCCAGCCCGUGUCCCGCGGCGCCCGGCGUGGACGGGACCAGGAAGCGGACCCUGAGGGGCCAGGGGAAGGCGGCGACCAAGAGGAAGGAGAGGCGCAUGAGGGAGCUGCUCAGGCUCCCGUCCGUCGAGGUCCAGGACAUGCCCGCCGACGCCGCCGCCCAGGGCAGCAGCGGCGGCAUUGCCUCUGCUGUGUGAUUUGUAGCGUGGUUGAUUGAAGCGGCGUGGAACCGGCGGUUGAUCUGGUGUGCUUUGUUCUUCGCUGCUUUUGGUUCGGUGGUGAUCUGCAGUAGUUGUAAAUUAAUUUUAGUUUUACUGGUUUUGUUAAUGAUGAAGAACCAUGUUGCCUGUUCAGUUAUUAACCGCGUUGAUAUGCGUCUGCAUUUGGGAUGA
This is a messenger RNA of Triticum dicoccoides, 788 nucleotides long. RefSeq lists its product as uncharacterized. The transcript is spliced from 2 exons. NCBI's taxonomy places the organism in Eukaryota, Viridiplantae, Streptophyta, Magnoliopsida, Poales, Poaceae. The record is from RefSeq and is a predicted model, not a curated record. Bases 66 to 593 code for a protein of 175 amino acids.